GUGACUCGUCACGUGGUCAUGACCGGAUCAGCUGAGCAGCUUUUUCUUCCUCUCAGUGUGGUCUUUCAUGUUUAUCUGGGAAACAGGCUACUCGACUGUAGCUGAUACCCUGUCUGGACACGUUAAAACAUCCCUUCUGCCUCUGUUGAUGUGAAACUCAAGAUAAGCUUCAGUCGCGUGCCGUAUGUGUAGUGGUUGCUAUCAACACUGGACGUCUACAUGAAUACUUCGGACAGUGAGGAGGAGGCCUGCAAUGAGCGGACGGCUUUGGUCCAGUCACAAAGUCCACCCUUACCAAACUACAACCAAGACGACCUGACGCCUCCACAGGAUGUCGAACCAAAGAGGCGGCAAGUCUCACGCGAGGGCAGCAGCAGUCAUCCGGCUCCGCAGCAGGCGGGUCCCGGCGUGGGACGCGAGCCGUCGACAGAGACGGACGAGGAGGAGUUGACGUUGAAGUACGGCGCCAAGCACGUCAUCAUGCUCUUCAUCCCCGUCACCCUCUGCAUGGUGGUGGUGGUGGCCACCAUCAAGUCAGUCAGCUUCUACACAGAGAAGACCGGGCAGCAGCUCAUCUACACGCCCUUCUCGGAGGACACCCCCUCUGUGGGCCGGCGGCUGCUCUACUCCGUGCUCAACACCAUCAUCAUGAUCAGCGUCAUCGUCGUCAUGACAAUCUUCCUCGUGGUGCUCUACAAGUACCGCUGCUACAAGUUUAUCCACGGCUGGCUGAUCAUGUCCUCCCUCAUGCUCCUGUUCUGGUUCAGCUUCAUGUACCUGGGGGAGGUGUUCAAGACGUACAACGUGGCGAUGGACUACCCAACGCUGGUGAUGAUCAUCUGGAACUUCGGGGCGGUGGGCAUGGUGUGCAUCCACUGGAAAGGCCCUCUGCAGCUGCAGCAGGCCUACCUCAUCGUCAUCAGCGCACUCAUGGCUCUCAUCUUCAUCAAGUUCCUGCCAGAGUGGUCGGCAUGGGUCAUACUGGGAGCCAUCUCUGUCUACGAUUUAAUUGCAGUGCUUUGCCCCAAGGGUCCUCUGAGGAUGCUGGUUGAGACGGCUCAGGAGAGGAACGAGCCCAUAUUCCCUGCUCUCAUCUACUCCUCUGCCAUGGUGUGGAUGGUGGGCAUGGCCAACCCAGCUCAGUCAGCAGAGCAACGCAACCACGACACAGAUGAAGAGAUGCAGAGAGCAGAUGCAGCGAGCAGCGACCGCAGCCUGGAGGGGGCGGAGCAGAGCCCGUCACUCAGGGGAAUGGGGAGGAGCUACUCUGUAGAGGAGGAAAUGGAGGAGGACCGCGGUGUGAAGUUGGGUCUGGGUGACUUCAUCUUCUACAGUGUGCUGGUAGGGAAGGCGGCUGCCACAGGGGGAGACUGGAACACCACACUAGCCUGCUUUGUAGCCAUCCUUAUCGGUCUGUGCCUGACCCUCCUCCUGCUGGCCAUCUUCAAGAAGGCCCUGCCGGCCCUCCCCAUCUCCAUCACCUUCGGCCUGGUCUUCUACUUCUCCACGGACAACCUGGUCAAGCCCUUCAUGGACAACCUGGCCGCCAACCAGUUCUACAUUUGACCUAUGACCUUUGAAGCACCCCCUUCCUGCUGUCUGCCUCCCACUCUCAAGGCCAGCUACUAGUAUUCACCUUUUGAGAAGGUCGUAGUGUGUGUGUGUGUGUGUGUGUGUGUGUGUGUG
This is a messenger RNA of Engraulis encrasicolus (European anchovy), 1686 nucleotides long. It is a transcript of the gene psen2, whose product is annotated as presenilin 2. The record is from RefSeq and is a predicted model, not a curated record. Gene Ontology annotation, cellular component: ciliary rootlet; Z disc; membrane raft. Gene Ontology annotation, molecular function: aspartic endopeptidase activity, intramembrane cleaving. NCBI's taxonomy places the organism in Eukaryota, Metazoa, Chordata, Actinopteri, Clupeiformes, Engraulidae. Gene Ontology annotation, biological process: negative regulation of apoptotic process; protein processing; amyloid-beta metabolic process. Bases 220 to 1566 code for a protein of 448 amino acids. The transcript has 12 exons.